UUUCAGUUCCUUCAUAAGAUAAUUGAUGGCAUUUGUGGACGUGCGUAUCCUCGGUACCAGGAUUACGGCAGUGUUUGGAGCUUGUCGGAGUGGAUGGAGGUUCUAGAAGAAGCAAGGAUGUAUUUCAAAACUGCAGUUGGCAAAAACUUACCUGAUGAAGAGGCUGCUCAGCAGAUAAAUGAGUUAAAUUCAAACUAUCAAGAAGUAAUCACAAAAUGUCUAAAAGGCAGAAAGGAAGAAAUCAGGCAUGCACUAGUGGAGAGAGUAAAUGCAAUCUCUUCUGCGCAGCUGCAGGAUUUUGACUGGCAGUUAAAGCUUGCUUUAUCCAGUGAUAAGAUCUCCAUGCUGCAAAUGCCACUUCUCAAUCUUGAUUUGGAUGUGAGAGAAAAUGGUGAAAUUAAACCAAUUUCUAUAGAAAUGAAUAAGGAAGAGUUGCAGAACUUAAUAAGCUCACUGGAGGCCGCUGAUAAGGUUGUCUUGCAGCUGAAAUGA
This is a messenger RNA of Chaetura pelagica (chimney swift), 492 nucleotides long. It is a transcript of the gene COMMD8, whose product is annotated as COMM domain containing 8. The annotation marks the transcript as partial. The record is from RefSeq and is a predicted model, not a curated record. The transcript is spliced from 4 exons. NCBI's taxonomy places the organism in Eukaryota, Metazoa, Chordata, Aves, Apodiformes, Apodidae.